This is a messenger RNA of Styela clava, 1295 nucleotides long. RefSeq names its product MKRN2 opposite strand protein-like. Lineage: Eukaryota; Metazoa; Chordata; Ascidiacea; Stolidobranchia; Styelidae. The record is from RefSeq and is a predicted model, not a curated record.
UUUCAAGUUUCAUCAAAUUAGUUCUUUGCUAUUCAGUGAGUGCUUGGCUGCAUUCUGAUGCCAAAUUUCUGCCUAUGGAAUGUUAAAUUUUAUGAGAAGUGAUGGGACUCUAGAAUUUUUAUUUGGAGGUUGUGCGAACAAGUUCAUGUUAUAGAUGUUAGACAACCGCAGCAUGGCAAAUGAGUAACAGCAUUAGGCGAUUAGCGACUAGCGUUAUAUAAGGCAUUUCGAAAGUCAUGUAUUAGAUCUGUGUAAUGUUAUUAAUGUACCUAGCUUCGGGACAUACCAAAUAUAACCUUUAUUUUAUAUGUGUAAUCUUAUGUUGGCGUUCUUGUAAUGUAAAAUGACUGAAAGCUCGACAUGAUUUUCAGAAAUGAGGAAACCUGUUGUUAGUAAGUUCGACACUAGAGAGAACCUGUUUUUAAAGUUUUGUAUUCAUCGUGAGCUUGAAAUUUUUUAUAAUAGGCAUGCAGCUAUAUAAGUCUAUUUAUAAUACUUUUUUAUAGUCAUUAAGUUUAGGUUUUUAUACUGAAUUCUUUUGUUAUACUUGUUUGAUACACUGAAUAAAAAUUAUAUUUUCGUGCAUAUUUUAGAAUCUAAUUUCUAAAUGGAAGAAGAACUUAUCGUUAUUAAACACUGUGCCACUAUAGUUUGUAAAUCUUCACCAGACGUUUGCUUUGAGUGUUCGAAGCCAAUUGACUAUGGAGCUACUCCUCCACCAACAUUUUAUGACUGUCCAAUAACUAAUGGUCACCGAAAUAUUCUUUCUAUUAUUGUAAAACCUACUGAUGAUACAUGGGAUGCUGCUUGUAAAUCUGACUGUGAUCUCCAUAUUGGCAUCACUGAUGGCAGUGGGAAAGUUGCAAGUUAUGACUGGCAUGGGAUUGCAAGAGAAAGCAAGGGCUGGGAGGGAAGCCUUGUGAUAUACCAAGUUCAGACUUCUGACGUAUUCCAAUUAGAAUACAUAUGGAAAAAUGUUAUAGGUAAACUUGAAAAUGAUGGGAAUUGGUCAGCCUAUGAAUAUGAUGAAGACCAACACAACUGCUUUGAUUAUGUGUUAGCUUUCUUGGACAAAGUUGAACAGGAAUAUAAAGUAAGGUAUGAAUCUAGUUUACCACUUGGUCUGGUGCAGAUGAAGGAUAGAAGUGAGACAAGGCGGAAAUUUAUCGAAGAUUUCAUUCUGCCAAAGAUGCAAGAGGCUGUCGAGUAUACAAGAAUAUUAAAUGAAGUGAGAAAUCACAGCUAUGCAAUCAUAUGAUUUUGUUACACAGAGGAAAAUUGCCAGCAAUAAAAUC